This is a messenger RNA of Cynoglossus semilaevis (tongue sole), 1704 nucleotides long. RefSeq lists its product as uncharacterized. The coding region runs from base 373 to 1299 and encodes 308 amino acids. The record is from RefSeq and is a predicted model, not a curated record. The transcript has 2 exons. NCBI's taxonomy places the organism in Eukaryota, Metazoa, Chordata, Actinopteri, Pleuronectiformes, Cynoglossidae.
UUUAUUUUAAAAGUAAACAUGAUCAAACUUAUAAUAAACAUAGUUAAUGUUAGUCUCUGGAUAAAUAAAAUGUGACAUUUAAUCUUACAAGAAAAGCAAAGAUUAAUUUAGCUAAAUGGCUUCACCAACAUAUGACAGAAUCACACUUGAUAUUACCACUUUUACAGCGCUUGAUAAAAUAGGCCAUAUAAUUAUUUUCUCUCUUGGAUAAACAAGCAAAAUAAAAUCUAAUUUCUGCGCAAUUUCAGUUUUUAUUGUUAUUAUUAUGGAAAUUCAGCGUUUAAACAGCUGCUGAAUACGACUGCGAUCUUUGUAAUACAUAUGCCAAGCGUAUGUGGGGCGCUGUGUCACCCCGCUCCAACAUAUUAAUACAUGAAGAAGUUCGGAAAACCGGAAAAGAAGCCACAGAGCCAGUGUAUAAGGCAUGUAAACUGUAAACACACUCGACAUAACAAGAGAAACAAGAGAAUGGCGAAUUCCAGCAGAAGAAUUGAGUCAUUGGUGUGGACCGACAGCGAGGUGGAACUUCUACUUCGAGUCACGUUGGACUACAAGACGGCCCAAAUUCAGAAGGGUGUAGACUGGGAAUGUUGCCACUCGAAGUACGGGGACAUUACGGAGGCGUUUCAGGCCGAGUACCCGGGCGAUGCUGCGGAAAUGGAUUUCCCUCAUAAAUCCGCCACGAUAACCAAACCCCAGAUUACCACCAAACUGAAGAGCAUACGUACAAAGUAUAGGCACGCGCUGGACUCUGGGCGCCGCAGUGGCCAUGGCCGCGCGGUGCUGAUUUUUCAUGAGCUCUGUGAGCAGAUCUGGGGGGAGUCGACAACAACGACUGCUUUGGACCACGGUUUGGAGAGUCGAGACGUUGGAGAAGAGACAAAAUCACCGCUUUCGGCCGACGAUGUGCAGUCCAGUUCCUCGGUUAAUUCACCGGAUAGUCUUCCUCCAGCGGCCACACAGCAGCGCAGGGACCUGCGUCAGGCAAGACCGAACACCCACCGAGGGGAGAGGCUGAAGCGGAAAGAUCCGGUCAACUACGCUCGUGAGGAGCUCGAGCUCAAAAAGGCCAUGGUGGACGCUAUGCUGGAGGGGAAUCGACGGAGCUCCGACAGUUUUCAGCAGCUGACGGCAGCCAUAACUCAAAUCACAAACAGUAUGAACGAAGGCCUCGCUGUGUUGAAGGAAAUGUUAUCCCUACCAGCCUUCACGCAGCCACAACACACAGCAGCGUUAGAAACGAGCCCAGCAGAGGGACCGUUGAAGUGUGGCAGUUUGGAGAUCAAGUUGGAGAGAUGAGGUGGAGAUGGUUUGGACGUGAGCUGAGGAGAGGUGGAGCUGCCAGGCAGGAAGUGACCAGAGAACAUGGUGAAGGAGCUCGUUUUGUAGCUAAUGCCUCUCCUGACCAUGUUGGGGGAGGGGGCUGGGCGGGGGCGACACUCUAUAUGUUUACUUUUUCAUAGUGUCUUUUCAGUGUUUUUAGUCUUUAUGUGAAGCAGCAUUUGCACAACUAAAAUAAAUACUUUUCAUUAAAGAUGUGGUUUGAAUUCAUUUAAAUAUGCUUACAUUUUUACAUUAUACUUGUAUAUAAAACCUUGAGUUCUUGAUACGUGGUUCACAUAAAACAGAAGCAGUGCAAUAAAUCAAGAACCAAAGGCACAAAACAAGACAAAAUGUGUGAGGCACAGUUCUUACUCUAUGGGG